AUGAAAUUCAAGCUGCUCUCGUCGCAACUUGUGUUGUGCACGUUCUUGCCUCCAAAAGACAUGAGGCGUCCAAAUGUAGAGUGUGGCAAAUUCUCGGCACCUCUGUGCUACUCUGACGUUUGUACAGCGCCCGAAAGUGUCAAUAAGACUAUUAAAGUUUUCGUCAAACGAUUUCCUGCCAGUGAUCCCGAGACUGCCACUAAUAUAUGGAUUUCGGGAAGGAACUUUCAAACUAUGGAACAUAUUGCGUACAUGCUACAUUACGAACUAAAUGAAACUGUAAACGUCUACCUGAUGGAUGCUCGUGGAAGCGGGAAGAGUACAGUUUUUGAUUGUGGGAUGACAACAAACGAUCCAAGUUUUGAUUAUUCGAUAGACCCUGCCCAAGUUGAGUCAUGUGCCUUUGAUCUAGAAUCCAAGUUUGGAGAUCCUGCGGCAUUUUCGCCAACGAGUGCGGCACACGACCUUUUUAACUUGAUCUCCAAGCUUUCAAAUGGCGCCAACACUUUUGUGUAUGAUACUGGUUAUUUUACAUCGGACCCUAGUGACAAGAGCUUCGAGAUGUUGUACAACCUCAUCGUGUUCUCGGAGUUGUGGGAAAGACCGACACCUUCGAUGGCAGAAUUGAGAAAGCGCUUUACGGACUCUGUAGCGGGUGGGGGCAUAUAUACUGGUGUUCCUGCAUAUUGUGCAUUUUCAAAAGAGCAAUCGAAGGUGUGCGAUAAGUACAAUUUUGGCAAGUAUGAAGCUCGUGAAAUCAUUUAUAAGCGCGACCGAUACUGGAAUGCGAGUAUCACAAUUCCUAGUCAGGCCAGCGUUCUAGUGCUGAGCAGCAAAAUGGAUAUAUCAGCACCAUACAAGUACACCAAACGCCUAUUCGAAUCCCUCACUGGCACAAAUAAGGAGCUGAUCACCUUUGAAACUGGUAGUGGUGCAACACUCUUUAGUACACACCCUCAACUGAGAUUUCAAUCGGCGGACACAUGUGGAUUGAAAAUAAUUGCAUCGUACAUCUUCAUGGGUGGUGUCUUAGACAAAUUGGAUAAGUCGUGUAUGGACGAGAUGCCAACAUUCGAGAUGAUCCCAAGCGACUUCAAUGAAGCCAAUUUCACGAACAAACUUAAUUAA
Plasmopara halstedii is the source of this 1128-nucleotide messenger RNA. RefSeq lists its product as uncharacterized. Bases 1 to 1128 code for a protein of 375 amino acids. The record is from RefSeq and is a predicted model, not a curated record. NCBI's taxonomy places the organism in Eukaryota, Oomycota, Peronosporomycetes, Peronosporales, Peronosporaceae. The transcript is spliced from 4 exons.